Molecule: messenger RNA, 5109 nt
Organism: Gregarina niphandrodes
Lineage: Eukaryota; Apicomplexa; Conoidasida; Eugregarinorida; Gregarinidae
Product: SNF2 family amine-terminal domain protein
Exons: 1
Coding region: 1-5109 (1702 amino acids)
Molecular function (GO): ATP binding; ATP-dependent chromatin remodeler activity; zinc ion binding
Source: RefSeq, a predicted model, not a curated record
AUGUCUGAGGCUCCGAAGUAUAAAUACCUAGUUGAGGGUUGCAAGUGGUCGGCGAAAGGUCGGAUAUGGGCUACCGCAGAUCAGUUUCGGACGCGGUGUCCGAAGGCGUUGAAGAGCGACUUCGUGGAUGCGUUUUGUAGUGUGCAGUGCAGUCCUUCGGGUAUGGCAUCUUGCCGCAUGUGCGGGCAGCACAUCGCUCGCAAGUCCUAUCGCGUCUCAUGGCCGCUUCGUGACCCGCGGGGUGAGCUCGGUGCCAUUCCGGCUUGGAUACACCUUGAGUGCGCGAAUCAAGUAAUACCCAAGAUAUUCAACGCCUGGUUGGCCACCAACAGCGGCGAAGAAGAGUCUCGCAUGGCCUGCAGCCUGGAAAGAGCCAAUACAGAGAUGAGUUUACGGGAAACUAAUGGACACGAUGACAGGGCAGAAUCGGAGGCGGAGGCGGAGGCAUUUUCAGUAGAUAUGUUGACUUGGUGUGAAAUUUACUGUGCGGAGUGGAUGGCAUUUGCAAAGGAGGUACGGGCUGAGUUUUGGUCGGCGGUAUCGAAGCGAUGCGCCGAUGAUAAUGUGUCUUUGUUGGAUGUCGCAAAAGAGCACGUGGUGACGACAUUGGCUCCAGUGGAGUAUGUCCCGGGUAUGGUUGGUACAUUGUUACCUUUCCAACAGGAGGGUGUGGCAUGGAUGGCGUAUCAAGAGGCCGAUCCGAAGGUUUUUGGUGGUAUCUUGGCCGACGAAAUGGGAAUGGGUAAAACCAUCCAGACCAUUGGUUGUAUCCUGCUCAAUCGCGUCUUCGGUACCCUCCACCCCCUCCGAGGCUCCAUUCCACUCCCGCCGGCACAUCCCAAUAGCCAGCUUAAUUGCGAACGUCGCGCAAAAUUCGAACUGAAACAACGACGACUCGAAGAGGAACAAAAACGUCUGCAGGAAGAGGAGGAGGCAGAGGCAGAGAAGACCCGCGAAGAGAACGGGAGAAGGAAAGCAAGACGCGGCCAAGAAGAUCGCGGUCACCAGAAACACUGCGAUGAGCGUCGGCGUCGCGUCUGGCAGCCCCGGAGCAAGCGACGACGGACGGCAGGCGGCGCGACUCGAACCGCGGAGUUGGAGAUGGUGAGUACGUACGGUGAUGAGCCGGAGUGCCGGGUAGACGAGCACCCGGAGGUCACGCGGGAAGGGGCCACGCUGGUCGUGGCGCCGUUGGCGGCCGUGUUGCAGUGGCAAGGCGAAAUAAGUCGUUUUACUAACGAACAACUGAACGUGGUCAUUUACCAUGGCGCCAAUCGUUCGUUACUGGUGGAGGAACUGGAGCGGGCGGACAUUGUCAUUACCACCUACCCUACCCUCGAAGCCGACUACCGCGCGGUCGUCAAGAAGCAUAAGCUCCAAUGCCCGUACUGCUCCAAAAUGUUCCUGCCAUCCAAGCUUCGCAACCACCUCAAACACAUGUGCGGACCCGAUGCUGAACGUACUGCCAAACAAGCCCUCACAGAUCGCAAAUAUGAAGCCGUCCGAGCUAAGGCAAUGCGUACCAUACACAAUCUAGAUGGCGACGUGGAUGCUAACCACGAUCUCGACGAUGACCACCCGGACGGAUCCGAUAUAGAUAAUCUCCGAGCUGGGGAUGACUUCGCGUCAGGCACAGUCAUUACUGAAAGCAGUGACCUGACCAGUGACCUGACCGGUGGUCUCACCAGUGGUUUCACCAGUGUAGUUAGUGGACCCGAAGCCGAGGCGGCCCGAGAUCUCGGCUGUCCGACUAUCAGCAAUAUGUACAGGGAGAUCUUGAUCAAGGCUGGACGAUAUAAAGACGCCCAAGACUACUCCGCAGCGCCGUGGCUUGGCCCACCCCGAAGAAGACGAGCCCGAGAUGUCCAGACGACAGACGGGGACCAGGGAACCCCAGACCGGGAGACCAGAGACAGGGACACUCAAGACUCCCCGCCUCAGCGGAUGGACGACGCAUUCCACGGCGCGGAUUUGCCCUCGCCCGAAACAAACUUUGUGGAAGGUGACGACUGGGUGAUGGACACCGGCCGCAUUCCGGUUGAGGUGGAGACCACCGGCGUUCCGGCUGCCAGAGAGGAAAUCCAGGACGACUGGGGACGUCGGCUGUCCGAGCCGAUCGUGUCCGAGGCGGAAGGGUUUGCUGAUGACCGAUUUGACCAUCUAGUUGACGACCAAGCUAAUGACCAACUUGAUGGCCAAGCUAGCAAGGUUGUUUCCGAACAACUCGUUCCAGAGCAAGCUAGCGAGGUUGUUUCCGAACGACUCGUUCCAGAGCAGGUGGUCCUCGACCAAGGGGUUCGGGGCGACGGUUCGAACACGACGGACGAGGAGGGCGCGGUUCCGGAGGCGGGUUCUUCGGUACCUGGGGACCAGACUCCCCCCCGUUGGCCGGGUCGUCCGGAUGGGGGCGUCUAUCAGCCCGUGUUGGAAGAGAUGUUAACCCCUAUGUAUCAGUGCGAUAGCAAAAACCCGAAGACCCCGGCAGAUUCACCGGAGGCGGUGGCAGAGGCUGUUGCAGGGGCUGUUGGAGAGUCAGGGGUUCUCGGAGGUGGUGCGGCGGCGGUAGGGGUCUUGAGGAUUUCAGAUUCCCAGUUGCGGAAAAAGCGCAUUGCUGAAUUGAGGGAGUGGUGCGAAGACCUAAGUCUGAUUGGGGACCCUAGAGGACGUUGGUUGAAGAAAGACUAUGUUCGGCUGCUGGUGGAGUGGAAGAGCAGCCAUGGGAAUCCGUCCUCUAUGGGCAAGCAAAGGAGGAAGCCAAGGGACGGCAAAACCGCCCGUCCUUUAUUCGCUCCGUCUUCCGAAGAGUCUGAAGGGUCCACAGUCAAGAGAGAAGAGGGCCACUGGAAGACCCAACGGACUAGUCGGGAAAGGACUGGAUGUGCAGGUACUGGUCACCCUGGUCGGGGAUUUGCUGGUGCUGGUCGUCGUAGUAGUAUCAUCAAGCAGGAGCCGAAGAAGCAGGAAGGACCGAAGCAACCGGCGAAGGAGGACCUAGGGGAUCCGGGACGACGUGCGUCGACAGGCGAGUUGAGAGCCAUGAGAGCUCCUCCUGUGGGGUCAUCGAGGAAGCGUGCGAGAUCCCUGAGUGUGAGUCUAGGUUCAGACACUUCGGAAGAUUCGGACUUGCUGAGUACCUCGUCGAGGAGUGCUACGGCUUGGGAGACGUCAGAGGCAUCAUCCUCGGAGGCAACUGACAUGGACGUGGAAUCGAGCGACUGGGAAGACAGCGAUGUGGAACCAUACGCUGCUGCCCCGAGGUCAAAGACGAAGGAACGGGGUGUCAGCAAAGGAGGCAAGGCUCUGAAAGGCGGCCAGUCUUUGAAAGGGGGUCAGUCUGCGAAAGUCGGCCAAUCUGGAAAGCUGAUCAAAGGUGGGUCUGUGAAAGGCGGGUCUGUGAAAGGUCGCAAAACUGUUAAAGGAGAGUCUGCGCAAGGUAGGAAACGUGCUAAGGUCGCAGAACGUGCACAGGAAGAAUCGGGCCCCGACCGCUCCGACGAGGUAGACCGUUCAAAUGCGGACAACAUUGAACUUGGGCGAAUUGAUUUGUCAUCAAGUCCGUUGCAUUCGAUCAAAUGGAAUCGAAUCGUGCUUGACGAAGCUCACCGAAUCAAGAGCCAUAGCACAAAUACAAGCAAGAGUGUCUUUUCGCUCAAGUCAUGCGGUACGCGCUGGUGUCUUUCCGGGACACCUCUUCAGAACAGGGUCCACGAGCUCUAUAGUCUCCUGCGCUUCCUCCAGUUCUAUCCGUACGCGUACUACUUUUGCAACAAGAAAGGAUGCCAUUGCUCGAGUCUGAAUUAUUCGUUCGAAGAAGGAUCGUACUGCGUCAAAUGCGGCCAUACCAAAAUGGUCCACUAUUCAUUUUUCAACCGGAAAGUGGCGAAGCCCAUUAUCAAUUACCAGGCGCAAGGAGAAGGUGCUCUGGCGCUGCAAGCGUUACGGAAGGAUGUUUUGAGUCAAAUUUUGUUGCGCAGGACCAAGGUGGAACGCGCCAAGGACGUAAAAUUGCCACCUCUGGAAGUUUAUAUACGGAAGCAGGAACUCUCCGAACAAGAGAUGGAUUUUUACGAGGCGUUGUACAAGCAGAGCAAGACGAGAUUCGACACCUACGUUAAUUCCGGGACCGUUUUGCAUAAUUUCGCACACGUGUUUGAUUUAUUAUCGCGUCUUAGGCAAGCUGUAGAUCACCCUUAUUUAAUUCGAUUUGGUCUUCUAAAGGCCGCGGCAGACGGAGACCGUGGCGCAUUGGCCGCAGCCCUGUCCGCAAAUGUGACAACACAUAUCUGCGGUCUCUGUCAAGAGGAUAUCGAGCAGACUACCUUUUAUAAGAGCGCAUGUCACCAUUAUUUCGACAUGGCUUGUUUGGAUGAAUAUGUACAGUCUGCGCCGCCGUCUGUUCCCGAGAUUGGAGCAGCGCAGUCGGCCAGUGCAGCGCAGUCGGCCAGUAAUGUGAGGAUAGGAUGUCCAGUUUGUUACCAAAGUUUGACGUACAAUUUGGUGCGUUCGGAGGCUGCUGACCCAACAGAUGAUAGCCAUAUUCAAGCGGUGGUGAAUCGUAAUUCGAUUAUUAGUCAUUUCCGCGCAGAAGAGUUUCAGAGUUCAACGAAGAUAGAAGUUUUGAUUGAGGAGUUAAGGAAUGUUGAACGAGGAGAGAAGGCGAUAGUAUUUAGUCAAUUUACGAACUUCUUGGCCCUCAUCGAAUUCAGUCUAAAGAGAGAGGGGAUAAAGUGCGCUGUGUUCACAGGAAGCUUGAGUAUGGAAAGUCGACAGAACAUGAUCAUUGCAUUCAACACCGAUCCAGACUUACAGGUCAUUCUAAUCUCUCUUAAGGCAGGCGGAGAGGGACUCAACCUACAAGUGGCAAAUCACAUUUACUUAAUGGACCCGUGGUGGAACCCCGCGGCGGAGAUGCAAGCCAUACAAAGAGCACAUCGCAUUGGACAAACCAAGAAGGUUACGGCCAUCAGAGUGAUUGCCAAAAACACCAUCGAAGAACGGAUACUCCAACUCCAGGAGAAGAAACAACUCGUGUUCGACGGGACUGUCGGAAGCAAUAACCAGGCCUUCCAGAAACUCUCUUCUGACGACCUUCGGUUCCUCUUCCAAUGA